Molecule: messenger RNA, 1305 nt
Organism: Fraxinus pennsylvanica
Lineage: Eukaryota; Viridiplantae; Streptophyta; Magnoliopsida; Lamiales; Oleaceae
Source: the annotation of a GenBank genome assembly
AUGACUUGCAGAACUACCCAGGAUUUGUCACUGGUUUCUGCAAAUGCUUCUCCAGUGUUUGUCCAAGCUCCUGCAGAGAAAGGCCUUGGCAGUUUUGCUAUUGACUUUCUAAUGGGUGGAGUUUCAGCUGCUGUGUCAAAAACUGCUGCUGCCCCUAUUGAGCGAGUGAAACUUCUGAUCCAAAACCAAGAUGAAAUGAUUAAGACUGGCAGGCUCUCUGAACCUUACAAAGGAAUUGGAGAAUGUUUCAAGAGAACAAUUCGAGAAGAAGGUUUUGGAUCUUUGUGGAGAGGAAACACUGCUAAUGUCAUCCGUUACUUCCCUACUCAGGCCUUGAACUUUGCAUUUAAGGACUACUUUAAGAGACUCUUCAAUUUCAAGAAGGACCGUGAUGGCUACUGGAAAUGGUUUGCUGGCAACCUUGCAUCAGGUGGUGCUGCUGGGGCUUCCUCCCUACUCUUUGUUUAUUCCUUGGACUAUGCUCGUACCCGUCUUGCAAAUGAUGCCAAGGCUGCCAAGAAGGGUGGUGAGAGGCAGUUCAAUGGUUUAAUUGAUGUCUACAGGAAAACUCUGAAAUCUGAUGGUGUUGCUGGUCUUUACCGUGGAUUCAACAUCUCAUGUGUUGGUAUUAUUGUUUACCGUGGUUUGUACUUCGGCAUGUACGACUCAUUGAAGCCAGUGCUCCUGACUGGAUCAUUGCAGGAUAGUUUCUUUGCUAGCUUUGCUCUCGGUUGGCUCAUCACAAACGGUGCUGGACUUGCCUCCUACCCUAUUGACACAGUUCGUAGAAGGAUGAUGAUGACGUCCGGUGAAGCUGUGAAGUACAAUAGCUCUUUGGAUGCAUUUGCUCAAAUCCUGAAGAACGAGGGUGCCAAAUCAUUGUUCAAGGGUGCUGGUGCCAACAUCCUUCGUGCUGUUGCUGGUGCUGGUGUGCUUGCUGGUUAUGACAAACUUCAGGGUCGAACCCUUUUGGAUACUUACACCUACUCUUCCUUUUCUUCUUCCCGUUCUCUUUACUCUUCACCACAUUCGCUUCAGCAACUAUUACACUGUCCCAAGCAACUAAAGCUUCAAUAUUUCCAUAGCUUUCCACUACCUCUCCGUGUUGAGCAGCAGCCUCUUCCACGUCUGAGCUUGAAAAGGGCAACCUCCUGUGUUAGUACAUCAAUCUUAUUGUCUUCAGUCAUGGCAUUAGACCACGCCCAGAUUGCAGAAUCUAACAUGGCAUCGCAGCCAACAAGAUCUUCAGCAAUGCAGAAUCUAACUCGGCAUCAGCACCAUCAAUAUCUCAAGCACGUUCCUUGA